Molecule: messenger RNA, 668 nt
Organism: Batrachochytrium dendrobatidis JAM81
Lineage: Eukaryota; Fungi; Chytridiomycota; Chytridiomycetes; Rhizophydiales
Product: Rab family GTPase YPT7
Exons: 7
Coding region: 1-630 (209 amino acids)
Biological process (GO): regulation of vacuole fusion, non-autophagic
Cellular component (GO): phagocytic vesicle; late endosome; vacuole
Molecular function (GO): GTP binding; GTPase activity
Source: RefSeq, a predicted model, not a curated record
AUGUCAGGGUCUCGUAGAAAGGUCUUGCUCAAAGUCAUCAUCCUUGGAGAUAGCGGUGUCGGAAAGACGUCGCUCAUGAACCAGUAUGUCAACAGCAAAUUCAGCACUCAAUACAAGGCAACUAUUGGUGCUGAUUUUUUAACAAAAGAGGUUAUGGUCGAGGAAAGAUCGGUUACAAUGCAGAUUUGGGAUACUGCUGGACAGGAACGAUUUCAGAGUCUUGGAGUGGCAUUUUACAGAGGCGCCGACUGUUGUGCACUCGUGUACGACGUCAACAAUGUUAAAAGUUUUGAUAAUCUGGAUAGUUGGAGAGACGAGUUUCUGCUUCAGGCAAAUCCUAGAGAUCCGGAAAAUUUCCCUUUUGUAGUCAUUGGCAACAAAGUAGACGUUGAGGACUCGAAGCGACAGGUGACCCAAAAGCGUGCCAUGACAUGGUGCCAGCAAAAAGGAAACAUUCCUUAUUUUGAAACCAGUGCAAAGGAGGGUAUUAAUGUAGAGCAAGCAUUUCACACCAUUGCAAAGAAUUCCUUGAAGCAAGAGGCAGAUAUUGAGCUAUACAGCAGUGAUUUUCCAGAUCCAAUCAAGAUUGACGGGGACGUAACACCCAAGAAUGCAGGCUGCGAAUGCUGAUUAGGCAUGCUUUACAAAUGGGUUGGCCAGAGUGUUUG